AUACUUUGUGUAUGCAGUAGUAUUGCUGGUUUCCGAGAAAAAUAUUUAGAUUAAUAAUGUCUAAAUUUAUCAACUCACCAAGUCGGCUAUUCCUUCUAGCUAUUUUCAUAUAUGUAGUUUUAACUCCAAAAGCAUUAGUUGACGCAAGAAGGAUUUCGAAUGCUGUGAACAAAUCAAUAAUCAAAACUAUUCAGGUUGACAAUGAUGAAAUCAUUGACUGUUAUGAUAUCUUCAAGCAACCUUCUCUUGAUCAUCCUUCACUUCGUAACCAUACAAUACAGAUGAGGCCAAGUGUGUUUCCGAAAAAUACAAAAUUAGACAAUUUGGGAACUCUCCAACUUACACAAACCUGGCAUAAGUAUGGAACAUGUCCACAUGGAACUAUUCCUAUUCGACGGAACACCCGAAAACAUUACGAUUCAACACUUUUCCGCAAACAACUUCGUCCAAAACCUUUUCACAGCAAGAAGCCUAAUACAUUACAGCCAAAUGAAGAUCCGGAGAUCCAUGAGUACGCUGUGAUAAAAAUGCGUGGAAGUUUUAUAGGAGCACAAGCAAAAAUAAAUCUUUGGAAUCCGACAGUGGAAUCAUCAUCUGAAAUGAGUGUAUCUCAAAUCUGGGUUGAAGCUGGUCCCUAUGAAGAGCUUAAUACCAUUGAAGCUGGAUGGACAGUGGACCAAUUCUACUUCAAUGAUACCCAGACCAGAUUCUUUAUAAUGUGGACGGGCGAUGGCUACAAACACGGUUGCGUCAACCUAUUAUGUCCUGGUUUUGUGCAAACAUCCUCGGAAAUUGGUCUUGGUUGUAAUUUUACAGAAGUGUCCACUUUCAAAGGCGGCCAGAAAGAUGCCACCUUCAGUAUACACAAGGACCAAAAUAGUGGAAAUUGGUGGGUACAAUUACAAGGUAUUUCCGUGGGCUAUUAUCCAAGUUCUAUAUUCAAGCUAUUAUCAAAGACAGCAGAUCAUGUAGAAUUCGGUGGAGAAAUCACCAACGCAAGAUCUAACGGAAGACAUACUACCACUCAAAUGGGUAGUGGUCAUUACCCUUUGGACGGAGGUCUUGGAAUAUCCAGUUAUUUUAGUCAUGUUCAAGUAAUGACUGAAAAUAACGAAAUUAUCGACGACCCUGUAAAUGUGCAGCUGUACACCUCGAAUCCGAAUUGCUACGAUUUGAAAGUUGACGAGAAGCGUACGAAUGGUUAUAGUUUUUACUAUGGAGGUUCAGGCUAUAAUGAUAAAUGUCAACAGUAAAGUACCUAAGUGGUCUGCGAUUUUAGGAUUAAACCCAAUGGUGAGCUGUUGAGUAGGCUGAAAUUGAGAUAGGGUUGAGCGAGUAUUUUAAGUUGAAAAGAUACUAUCUUUGUUAGCGAUCAAUUAAUAACUUGACACUGCUAUUAGCAGAGGUCACUAGUUUCUCUUA
Molecule: messenger RNA, 1422 nt
Organism: Papaver somniferum (opium poppy)
Lineage: Eukaryota; Viridiplantae; Streptophyta; Magnoliopsida; Ranunculales; Papaveraceae
Exons: 7
Coding region: 57-1253 (398 amino acids)
Source: RefSeq, a predicted model, not a curated record